UUUUCUACCACUCCGCCCGCGUGCAUAUCCUCACGCAUAACUCGCAGCCCGCACUCGGCCCCGGCUUAGUGUUGCACCAGCCUCUAACCCCCCCAGGCCUGCCCACAUCCCUCGACACUUGGUGUAGCGGACUUCCUACAAGACCCUGCCACACUUCACUCCUACAAUCUAUCUGCCCCUCCCACCGAGCACAACACGGACGCCCACACGCGACCAUGACCACCGUUGUCGCCAAUCCCCCGGCCCCUGCCCAGCAUGCGGCACCGGCGUCGGCAGACGGAGUAGGCUCCUCGAGGACAUAUGCUCCCAUUGCGCCCUCUACUCUCUCUCCCCACCAAGUGACGCCCAACUCUCGCUCUAAGCUGCCACCAAGAGAAGAUGCUUCACCUACCUCCUCCAGCCCAGGUGCACAGCACAGAGCCGAGACAAAGCCCUCACCUCUUUCGUCUCGUGGCCCUGUCCCCAAAGUCGUAGUCAAGAAGGAGCCCACAUCGCCAGACAUGCCCACCACCACCAGGCAUCGGCCCCAGCGCCUCAACCUCGCCAACCACAACAUUGUCCACUCGUCGGGUGCCCUCACGGCACGACCCUCGGGCCAAGGCAGUGCCCACCUAGGCCUCCACGAUGUUGGCAUGGCCUGCCUCUCACCUGGCUUCCACACCCAGGACCCCGGUAUGCGCGAGCAGCUGCAAAGAAGCUUGGAUGUAAGAGAACGCCAAAGGCAGAUCAUCGAGGCGCGCCAGAAGGGCGGCAAGAGCGGACCAUCCGAGACAGAAGACACACGGGGCACAGAGAUUGGUGCUUUUGGACGGACAAUCAAGACACCUCAAACCUCUCGCCGGAAGGGCCCACCGCCCGGUCUUUCCAUUGCGCCUCCUUCACAUUCGUCCUUCUCCAACGACCGUGUAAUCCAGUCAGCGCCCAUCAACCAAACCUUUACUGGUCUGCGCGGCAAUGCACCACCCUCACGACAGCUGGCCAACGGCCCGUCAAACCUGUCGCAAUCAUCACACAUCCACCAUGUACCGGCACAGCAAACCAACAACCGGUUACCCCCCAUCUCAGACGUCUUCCCAGAGCCUCUUGGAACAGCGCGGAACCCCUACCAUCAGAACAGCCCAGGACACUCAUCGCAUUCUAAUGUCCAGCCCCCAAUGCCAUCACCGAGCUUCCCGCCCCCACAAUUUACACAGCCGCCCCCAACAUCAAGACCCCGAGAAUACAAGUCCGCCGAGGAGGCUGUUCAACAACUAUCCGGGGGUCGCGAGGAUCUUCUGCCCCGUCUGGUCCAUUACGGUGGUCACCAACCCCCAACACCCCCCUCGCCAAUGCCCAAGAAUGGAUCGUCAGCAUAUGCAUCCAGGCCUGAUCUGCACCGAAGUGGCAGCUCUCGGAGACGCGGCCGCGACGAAUACGAACAAGACAACGGUACCCCGCCGCUCGGUCGCCAACAACCACGCCUCGGUCCCUUUGGCGCCGGCCGUGACUCACCAGAAACUCAACUGAAAAAGAAGGAAGAAUUCAUUGGACUGUGUGCAAGAGCUUGGGAUCUGUUUCACUCAUGAUGAUACCCGGCUUCGGCUUUGACUCGAUAAUUACUAUUCAGCGACAACUUGAUCUUAUUUCUAUCCUACGGCGCAUCAUCACUCUCGCUUCAAUCAUUUCGCUUCGAUUUCUCAGCAGGUCGUUUUGAACACUGCAACUUAUUACCCCUUCGUAUUCGCGCAUUAUUGAUCUUCGAUACGUUUUUGUAAAAGCGCCAGCAGAAGCAGCCUCGCAAGGGGUAUGCAGGGUUAUACCCAGACACACGCA
This is a messenger RNA of Alternaria alternata, 1812 nucleotides long. RefSeq lists its product as hypothetical. The record is from RefSeq and is a predicted model, not a curated record. The coding region runs from base 216 to 1565 and encodes 449 amino acids. NCBI's taxonomy places the organism in Eukaryota, Fungi, Ascomycota, Dothideomycetes, Pleosporales, Pleosporaceae. The transcript has 2 exons.